AUGGCACAAUUUCAUCUCGAGCUUUGUCUCUGGGUAGCUUUUCUCGCAGUACUUCUUCCCCUGUCUUCAGGAGCUUGUGUUGAUUUAGAUCUUGGAAUGGGAAGCGGAGCAAUUCCAAAUAGUGAUAUAACUACCUCUUCUGAUCAAAGUUCCAGCACACCAGCUAAGAAUGGUAGAUUAAAUUACACAUUAGGAUCAUCAUGGUGUGCAGGAACAAGUUACACUGACCCAUAUCUACAGAUUGAUCUACAAACACUUCAUAUCAUCUGUGCUGUGUCCACUCAAGGGAAUUCUGAAGCAAAUCAGUGGGUGAAGAACUACACACUACAAUUUUCCAUGAAUGGGACAACUUGGACAGACUACAAGGAAGGUGGCCAAGCUAAGUUUCUCAGAGGAAAUGAUGACAGGGAUUCAGAAGUGAAGCAUGUUGUUUAUGGAGUAUUAACAAGAUAUGUGCGAUUCCUGCCAAAAACAAAUCAGGGUGGAGUGUGUAUGAGAACAGAGGUAUUUGGAGUGAGACAAAAGCCAACUUGUGAAAUGGAUGCCAUUGGUCUAGCCAUUGGUGGUAAAAUUCCAGACAACAGCUUCUCUGCCUCAUCGUAUUUCCCGGGGUGGGGACCCUCUUAUGGUCGGCUUAAUGGAAGUAUCCGGGGAUGGGCACCCAUGUCUAACCACAAUCCUGCUGACUACUUUCAAAUUGACCUGCUGUAUGAAUAUGUUAUCUGUGCUGUAGCUACUCAAGGAUCUAAAAAUACUGGAGAGUGGACAACAACAUACAAGAUACAGUUGUCAUUGGAAGGCACCACUUUUGUCACCCACCAAGAAGACAAUGUUGACAGG
Molecule: messenger RNA, 840 nt
Organism: Stylophora pistillata
Lineage: Eukaryota; Metazoa; Cnidaria; Anthozoa; Scleractinia; Pocilloporidae
Product: neuropilin-2-like
Source: RefSeq, a predicted model, not a curated record